Molecule: messenger RNA, 3362 nt
Organism: Balaenoptera acutorostrata (minke whale)
Lineage: Eukaryota; Metazoa; Chordata; Mammalia; Artiodactyla; Balaenopteridae
Gene: HPGD
Product: 15-hydroxyprostaglandin dehydrogenase
Exons: 7
Coding region: 511-1311 (266 amino acids)
Cellular component (GO): cytoplasm
Molecular function (GO): oxidoreductase activity, acting on the CH-OH group of donors, NAD or NADP as acceptor
Source: RefSeq, a predicted model, not a curated record
GAGAUGGGAGUUCAGACAAAAACUUAGACCAAAAAGCAACAUCCCUAAAAUUGUGCAUUACUGUUUGCUGGGUUGGUUUGUUUGUUUCCCGUUUUUAUUUUCUUUGGGGGGGGGAUGGGGGAGGAGAGGGGAGGACCUGGGCGCAGAGGAGGAACCCAGGCUCUCAAGCCUCUCCUCCACCCUUCUUUUGCAGGGUGGUCUUCAGCGCACUGAAGGGAACACUUGUUGGGGAGUUCCCUUUCUGCUUGCUGCCUCCCACCGCCAGUCAGGCGGCCACAGGCAGAGGGGAGGCUGUGAUCUGGGCUUGGCUGCGAGUCAGGAAGGCAAAGAUCGCGGAGCCGGAGCGCUCAGGGCCAGGUGACACAGUCGUGGGUGCCCGGCGCCGCUUGACAGCUUCAUCCCCGCCCACUGGCAGGAGAGCGCGGCCGGGCAGCACGCGCGCGCGCAGGGUCCUUAAAAGCCGCGGCCGCGCGGAGACGCCGAGCUCGCCCACCGCGCGCAGGCGGCGACAUGCACGUGAACGGCAAAGUGGCGCUGGUGACCGGCGCGGCCCAGGGCAUCGGCCGAGCCUCCGCCGAGGCGCUGCUGCUCAAGGGCGCCAAGGUAGCGCUGGUCGAUUGGAAUCGUGAAGCAGGUUUAAAGUGUAAAGCUGCCCUGGAUGAGCAGUUUGAACCUCAGAAGACUCUCUUCAUCCAGUGCGAUGUGGCCGAUCAGGAACAACUAAGAGAUACUUUUAGGAAAGUUGUAGACCACUUUGGAAAACUGGACAUUUUGGUGAAUAAUGCUGGAGUGAAUAAUGAGAAAAACUGGGAAAAAACUCUGCAAAUUAAUUUGGUUUCUGUCAUCAGUGGAACCUACCUGGGUUUGGACUACAUGAGCAAGCAAAAUGGAGGUGAAGGUGGCAUCAUUAUUAAUAUGUCCUCUUUAGCAGGGCUGAUGCCUGUUGCACAACAGCCUGUUUAUUGUGCUUCCAAACAUGGCAUAAUUGGAUUUACACGCUCGGCAGCGAUGGCUGCUAAUCUCAUGGACAGUGGUGUGAGGCUGAAUGCCAUUUGCCCAGGCUUUGUUAACACACCCAUCCUCAAAUCCAUCGAGAAAGAAGAGAACAUGGGACAAUACAUAGAAUACACAGAUCAUAUCAAGGAUAUGAUGAAAUACUAUGGAAUUUUGGACCCAUCAAUGAUUGCCAAUGGAUUAAUAACACUCAUUGAAGACGACACUUUGAAUGGGGCUAUAAUGAAGAUCACAACUUCUAAGGGAAUUCAUUUUCAAGAUUAUGAUACAACCCCAUUUCACACGAAAGCUCAGUGAACAUCUUAUAUGUCAGCUUUAACUGAAAAUAAGCACAAAUGACUUAGACCACAUCUUCAUUUGAAGACAGCUUUUUAAAUGAAAUGUUAUCAUUUGGAGCUUUCCUUUCAUGCAUGUGAUGUUCAUUUUUUCUAAAUGAUUAGCUAAGUAUAUAGAUUUAAAAAAUGAGGAACUAUCAAAAAUAUGACAUGGACCAAAGCUAGGUUUUGAUCUUUAUAGUCUAAGUAAUGAUUAAAACAAAGGAUAUUCCAGGAAUAUUCUGCCUUGCAGAGAAUAUAUUUAAAUUUGUGAUUCAUAAAUGUUAAUGUUUUUCAGAACGUCAUUUUAAAGGAGAUACUUGAAUUGUUAUUUAUAUCAAACCAGAUGUGAAAAACUCAUUUUGUUUCCAUGUUCGCACUUUAAAAGAAGGAAGCUACCUACAAUGGCAAAUAUUUAGUAACAAUAACUUUUACUUAUAUACCAUCUUUCAGCUGAAUAUUUCAGCUCUUUGAGGAUGUGGCACCUUUGGGGGCCCGUAGGUAAGGAAUAAAUUACAGUGUGAAUAUAUCCUAAAUGAAAAAUCUAAUGUAUGGAAAAGUGACUGAAAUUAACUGGCUGAGAUGUUAAUCCACAGUUCAGCCUCCCAUCUGGGGAAAACAUUUCUUUCCUCUUUGCUUACUUUAAGAAUUUUGACUACAGAAAUCUCAGGAAUGAAACUUUUAAUAGUUAUAGCAAAAAGGAUAGUUAGUGCUCCUAAAACAUGCUUAUUAAGAAAAAAAUACAAAUGUAAUUUUUUUCAGAUUACUUCUUUGUUUAUUUGUACCAAUUUCAAAAAUGCCUACUUUUCAAUAAAACUUUUUUUUUUUCUAAUCUUCAGAAGUUACUUAGUGUUCUAUCUAUAGCUACUGAGAGGAAGAAACCAAUUUUGUCAACACCUCAACUGAAGAUGCUUUUGUGUUUUCAAAGCAGUAAUAACAAGAGGUAAAAAUAGGUGUGAUGUUUUGCCGUUUUCCCUGUCAGGUAUUUUAAGAUAGGAUCAUUAAAUGCACCUGCUUUGGGUAACACUAUUUGCAAGCAAUAAUUAAUGCUAAUAAUAGUGAAAGCACAAGAUUUCCAAAUCAAUCAUUUCUUCAUAGAAAUAUUGUAGAAGUAACACAUUCUGCCUGCUAACUCCAGAGCUCCCAGUUGGGAGCAAAAUCCAUCCAUGCGAGAUUAAUAAGGAUUUCCUAGAGAUAUUGGCAGGUUGUCAGAUCUUGCUCUGUUUUAAUUCUGCCACAGAGAACUGUUGCCUUCACUUUUAAGGAGUGCGUUGAAUAUGAGUAACUGUUGUCUAGAUGUCCACAUAACGUCUUUGAAAAACACCAAGUAGUGGACAUCAGUGAACAUCUAAGAGAAGUUGUAUAAUUAGGCACAAACUUUUUCAUACCUUGUGGCAGUAAGUAACCAGUCGAUGAUAUAGGUAUGAGGAAUAUCAUUUAUCUCAACUCUUUUUUCCACGGUAAUGUUCAAAGCUAUAGCUUAAACUUUUCAUUUGCAGAUAAGUCUUUGCACUGGCGGCCUUCAAUAUACUUUGUGCUUUGAAUUAUUGUUUUUAAAUCAAUAAACUAUGCAGACAUUUAAAACCACAUACUGAGUAGAACUGAAAAAAAAAUAUGCAUUAUAUUUUUAAAAGUUAUUUUUACCUUAAAAUGUAUCUUAUAUAAAUAGCUUUAAAUAAAUCUAUAAUGUUGUAGGUGUGGAGCCCUAUAUCAAGGGCACAGGACAAAAAUCUCCGGAAUUAACUGAGCCCCCAUAGCAACUGUUGCCAUGGGCUUUCCUGACCUAAACGGGACAGCCCUCGAGUACAUAUUAGGUAAAAUAUUCACCACGUAGCAACCACGUAGCAUCCUGACCAAUCACCUAAUGCCAUCCUGCCAGCAGGAAUUUUCUUUGUCUUGAGGCUAUAAAAGUUGGCUACUAGCCUACAAAGGGGGUCGACUCUUCCUAGUCUAUCAGGAAGUCAGACCCUGUGUUUGCACCGCCCCUCACUAACUCUCUCUUUGUUCUCAAUAAACUCACCCUCUUCUAAAAUA